Podarcis lilfordi (Lilford's wall lizard) is the source of this 35450-nucleotide messenger RNA. Lineage: Eukaryota; Metazoa; Chordata; Lepidosauria; Squamata; Lacertidae. The record is from the annotation of a GenBank genome assembly.
UUUCCUGCUGGACUCCCAAGAUCUGUUGUUGAUCUCCCCCUCCUCAAAUUUAUUUCCUUUAUAAAGUCAAAACACUGGGGCCUGUAUAGACUGCGCUGUCAAGUCCGUUUCAUAUUCUUUGGGUCAGUUUUGGGGUCGUCGUCUCCCACCCCCACCAAUGAUCUUCCUUGUGCAAAGGGAGGCAGCCAAGGCUGCUCCUAAGCAGCGCUGGAAAGCAGCUAGAGAGCUCGGAGGGUGGCGGGGCGGGGACGACGACGACGCAAGUCUCCCUAUGGCCAUUAAAGGCGCGUGGAGACUACCGUAGUUGCCACUGUCGCGCUGGGCUUCCCUGCCACCUCCGGCCUCAGCCGCGCUCCUGUUUUGUUACCUCACGUGCCCAAGAAGGGGCGGGGCCUCCCGCCUUCCAUGACGUCACCCCUCACAGCCGCUCUCAUCCCGCAGAGUCGGAUUGAACGGACUGGCUGGGGCGGAAUGACCCUCGGGUGGCAGGGAGGGGCGGGGCUUUCUCCACGUCAUUGCCAGUUCCAAGGUUUCGCUUCGUUUCGGCUUUCCCCGUCACGAGGGCCGCCGAACCCUUUUCGCGUCCACUUCUGCGCAAGCCCAUAGGAAGCCGGCGGCGGCGGGCGGAGUGUGUGGAGGGGGAAAGAAAGCGGCCCGCCGGCUCGUCAAUCAAACGGCGCGCCAAUCGAGAGCUGGGCGCAUCUUUUUGGCGUUUACAGAACCGGCCAAUCAGGAGCCAGUUUUCGGUUGGUGACGGAAUUUAAACUGAGGAAAGCUGUUAUUUCCCCCCCCCGUCCCACCCCUUUCCGUGGAGCGUCCUGGAAGGCAUGGAAAAAUCAAAAACAAACGGUAAGUCUCGUCUUACCCGCCCGCCCCGGGUCCGGGGGCGGGGGCAGUUUAGCCUUUGCGGGUGUCUGGCUCGUUGGUGAGGAGGCUGCCCUCCGUUGCCUGCUUGCUCGCCCGGCCUUUUCUCCCCUGACGGGUGAGAGACCGUGUGGGAAUAUUACACAAGGAAGCAUCCCUUGGGCUUUGGGUGAGCUGACCACAUACAAUAUAAGAGAACUGACCUUGGGAGGGGGGGGGUCCCUUGGUGGCUUCUCCCCACUGGCCGCUCUCAGUGCUGGGAACCAGUGCGGGAUUUGUGUAUAAGCUAAACAAGCUAUAGCUUAGGGCCCUACUCUCUUGCCCCCCCCCCCCCCAUUAAAGGAAGAAAAAACUACUAUGAUACCAUAUAUAAAUAUUAUAAUUAUAUUUAGUUGUAUUUCAAUUCAACAACUAAAUACCAUAUUUUUCCAUGUGUAACAUGCCCCCAUGUAUAAGACGCCCCCUGUUUUUGGCGACCCAGAAUUAAGAAAAUGGGGCGAGAUUGCCCCCGUGUAUGACUACCCCCUCCUUGUUUCCCCAGUUUUUUUAUUGAUUUUCCAAAUUUAAAACACACAAAAAGGAAAGACAUUGCAAUAUUAAAAAUAAAAACGAACAUAUAAACACCUAACUGUUAGAAGCCCAAUUUACCGGUAGUUUCCAUUGUUAAGUGACUUCCUCAAAUCCCUCCUAACUGAAUUUCAAUAGAUCUCAUUGUAGCAGUUUUCCAAUAGCCACUUUUCAAUAAGAUUAACGUAUUCAAAUUACUAUCUUCCUUCCUUUUCAUAAUAUUUUCAAUCCAUAAUGUUAUACAAUUCAACCUAUUUUAAUCCUAGGCCAAUGUGGUACUUACAAGUAAUUCUACUUAUGUUAUAUUAGAAUAUCUAGCUGAAUAGUCCUUAAAUUUCUUCCAUUCUUCUUGAUGUUCCUCCUCUUUCUGAUCGCGUAUUCUUCCAGUCAGGUUGGCCAGCUCCAAAAAGUCCAACAUCUUCAUCUGCCAUUCCUCCACUGUUGGUAUUUCUUGCAAUUUCCAAUUUUUGGCUAGCAAAAUUCUUGCUGCAGUUGUGGCAUACAAAAACAGUCCAACAUCUUUUUUGGGCAAUUCCAGCCCUAUUAUUCCAAGUAGAGAGGCUUCUGGUUUCUUAAUAACAUUAUUUUAAUAACAUUAUUUUUUAGUAAAAAAAGCCUAGUCUUUCACAUGGAAAAGUACAGUCCAUAAUUUGUUAUGUGCAAAUGGCUUUAGAUACCUAUUAGGUCCAUAAAUUACCAUUUACGAUAUAUUCAACCCAAAAAACAGCGACAACAGGGCCCCAUUAGCUUCAGUAUCUUAGGGCCUCAUCAGACCUACCAUAAAUCUGGUCCUGCUGGGAACAUAGGAAGCUACCAGCUACCUGCUGGGAACAUAGGAAGCCAGACUACUGACCCAUUUAAUUCAGUAUUGUCUUCCACGGUUUCACACAGCAGGCUUUUGCAGCUCCUUAUCUUGAAAUGAUGAGGAUUGAACCUGGGACCUUUUGCAUGCAAAGCAUGUGCUUAAUAAUAUAAUAAUAAUAAUUUUUGCACCCUGCCCAUCGUACUGGGUUGCCCCACACACUUUGGGUGGCUUCCAACAUAUAUAAAAACAUAAUAAAACAUUAAACAUCAACCAGCUUCUCUAUACAGGACUGCCUUGAGAUGUCUUCUAAAGGUUAUCUAGUUACUCAUCUCCUGAGCUACAGCCCUUUUCCCUACUAAAUAAAUAAAACAUAGGGUUUUUUCCUUGUCUUAUUCCCUUGCUGGGGACGGGGGACUUGAUGUUUAUUUUCAUCCGUGUCUUCCUGGAUGAAAUUAAAAAUCGAGCUUGAAGUCACAUCUCUAAAAUGCGAUGUUGUAUCAGAGGAUUUAUAUGCCCCAUCCUUCCAUUAGUAGCAUGUUGCUGCUAACAAUAUAGUCCAGCAAUAAAAAAUACUGGCAACAAAGCAACGUAUGCAAAGUAGCAGUGUCAGCAUGGAAGUUAAUUACCGUAUUUUUCGCCCUAUAGCACGCACUUUUCCCCCUCCAAAAAUGAAGGGGAAAUGUGUGUGCGUCCUAUGGGGCGAGUGCAGGCUUUCGCUGAAGCCUGGAGAGUGAGGGGGGUCGGUGCGCACUGACCCCUCUCGCUCUCCAGGCUUCAGGAAGCUAUCCGCUAGCCGUGGGAGACGCAGCUCUCCCACAGCUAGCGGAGACCUUGCCGGCACCCAGAAGCUUGGGGCGCGCUGAGCUUGCGGAUAGCAGCCUGUUCUGGGGGCUGGGGUCGGGGGAAGCUCGGGCUUCCCCCGCCCCAGCCCCGCACCUGGGGGGGAAAUAAUUUUUUUUUUCUUUAUUCCCCCCCAAAAAAACUAGGUGCGUCCUACGGGGCGUUAAAUACGGUAUAUUACUAAGACCUGGGCAAACAAAAAGCCCUAACCACAAUUAAUUAGGGAGUAACACUUUGCCUAUUUCUCCACUAUCACCAAACUCCUUUGCCCCCAACCAUAUGAAAAUAUGAGCUCCAUAAACUACUCUUUCUUGGUCAAAUUGGAGCCACUGCAUUUUUUAUAUCGAACAAGAAUUCAUCUCCUUAAACCAGGACUUAAUGUUGGCUAGGAAGGAAGAGAUUAUAAGUGCCUUCAUAGUCAGAAGAGUUCAAAGGAUCCGAGGCUUCACUCUAAAUGCAACUGACAGGCUUUGAGGAUGUUGCUUGAGUAGUGUUGAGUAGUGUUGCUAUCCUAAAAUAUGGUAGCAUUGCACAGAUGAAACCAAACUAAUUGUGGUGGCUGGUAAUAUUUAUUAAAUUUAUAUACCACCAUUCUUCAAAAGUUCACAGGGCAAUUUACAGCAUAGGUAAUAAAACUUCACAAAUAGUUGUUAUGCAGUCCAAACCUAUUCACAUUUACAUAUAAGUAAGCUGGUUACUAGUCUCUACCCAUGGAAAUAUGCAUUUGCCAACUGAGGAAAGCACUUCAUACACCUGUCAAAAUGGGCACUAGUCCAUGGAGCUCGAUGCCACAAUAUAUCUGCUUAUACUACAAGAUUAUUUAUUGCUGUUUAUUGUUGCAGCAAAUGUGGCUAAUACCUUAUAAUUACAUGCUUACGAGGUUACAUGUUUACAAACUCUUGCAAGUCUAUAUUUGUUCAAGAUACUGGGAUCAUUUGAAGGUGCGGGAGUGGUUUGGUAAAUGAAAAAUUAUCUGGUUUAAUCAGUGGCAUAAACCAAGUAAAAUUCUUGAUUGCCAGUGGGAGAAGUUGUAUAACUUUGUGAUAUUGUAAUUGCAAUUUCUCUCACCCCCACAUAAGUGAGACUUGGGGCACUGGGUCUGGUGUUGGUGUAACACAGUGUUUGUUUCUUAAUUCUCUUCUACUUGUGUGACAGCGUGGGAAAUCUUUACCUAUUAAGGGCAAGUCUCAAACUAGCUAUCUGUAAUCUUGCUCCUUUAGGAUUAAUUUCAAAUAAUUAUUUAAAAUCAUUCUCCCAAGAUUAUGUAGGAUUUAUAGCUCUUCGGGUUUGUGUGCAUCUGUGUUAGAAAAUGAAUGUUUGAACUUACUAUUGGCAUUUCCAAUUUGUUUCACUUCAAGAUGCAGUUAAGAUGCUCUUUAUUUGAAUGUGUUAGAUUCCCUUCUCUCCCUGGAUGCAAUUAAGCAUAGUCCUUGAUUGGCCAACAUGUUAAACUCUUUUGCACUCUGGAGAUUGCCUACAACAACAGAAUUUCUUGGCUAAAUCCCAGAGUUGAAACUUGGAUCUCAUCAUCCUUUGGCCGUUGAAUCUUCUGAGAAUGUUCCCAUUCACCUCCUAACUCUUCACAUCUUAUGAUAGUCAUUCUAGUUUGUGACACAACACGAUAAAAGCAGUCCACCAGCAUCUCAGUUAAGCCUCCAGCCUCUGAUGUGAAACCUGCCAGGCUGCCAUACAGACUUAAUGGGCUCCAUUUAGCUUGAUGGGUUACAGUUCUGGUUGAACAUUUUGCUUGACAGGCCCAUUUUACUUUAUUGCUUUUGGGUCUGUUUGGUUUGUGAUUGCAAUUCAUUUGCAAUUUUAGUCAAAAUUUUUGGGUUGUAUACACAGAUGGUGAAUGCACAGGGGUUUGGGCUCUGGCUCUGGUGUGGACGGCCCUGGGUUUGGGAUCUGGCGUGGGUGGUCCAGGCUUGGUUGCGGGCAAUAUAGGCUCAGGUUUGAGCGCAGACUCUUGAAAUAUGGCAGCCUAAACUUUGGGCGACCUCCCCUGAAAAUGCUCAAAGUUGUACUGUUUGAUGUUUAAAAUAUCAAUUUUAAAUUUUGGGUUAAAAAAAUAGGGGUCGUCUGAUACCUGGGGGUGUCUUAUAUACAGAAAAAAAUGGUGUUUACAUCCAGAUUAUUUCUCUCCCUGUCCCCGCCAAAAAAAAAAAAAAGAAUAGCAGAAAGAGGAGGGAAGUAUACAUAAUUUCCAAAUCUAAAGCAACAAAUCAUAAUGAGAUUGCGUACAAUGUUUGCCAAUGAUUUGCAAAUCAUCCCUGAUAGGGAGGGACUUGGUGCAGAAUGAUAGACAUGUACUGUUGGUAUUCUUGCCUCCAGUGAUACUUAAUCCUAAUCACGGUCACCCAGUAGCUGCAUGUGGAGUAGUGGAGAUGCGAACUCGGUUCCCCAGAUUACAAGCCUAUCGCUCUUAACCACUACACCACACUGGUUCUCAUCUCCACAUGCAUCUACUGGGUUACCUUGGGCCAGUCACACUUCUCUGAAGUCUCUCAGCCCCACUCACCUCACAGAGUGUUUGUUGUGGGGGAGGAAGGGAAAGGAGAAUGUUAGCCGCUUUGAGACUCCUUCGGGUAGUGAUAAAGCGGGAUAUCAAAUCCAAACUCUUCUUCUAAUAUAAUAGUAAUAUAUUUUUUCAAUUUAAAUAGAGGAUUAACAAUGAAAAUCAGACUGAUUAGGAUUAAGUAUCACUGGAGGCGAUAAUACCAACAGUACAUUUCUAUCAUUUUGCACCAAGUCCCUCCCUAUCAGGGAUGAGUUUCAUUCAGUUCUGAAUAUGUGGAAACCAAGAGACCACUCCUCUUAGGUUUUUCACAAGUUACCUUCAAGGAGGAUGUGCUAAGGUAUAUUGUGAAUGAAGCAAUGCCUCUAGCUGUGCCUCUGACACUCCCUUUUAUAUAAAUUUGCAAGGCGGAUACCACCUGCCCUUAAGGAUGAGUCUUGCCACAGUUCACAGGUACGCCUCAGAUGAAAUUGAUUCCCAGCUGCCCUCAGGGCGUACUAUAGAAACUCAGUUAUUUUGGUUAUGUUAAGGAGCUAAGCAGUUCUUGGCCUACUUUGCCACUAAAAUGUGAUCCAAACCUGUUUACAUCCUUUCGUUGUAAAAUCUUGCGCUUUAGAAGUUUUGUUUCCUGAUAACCAAGGUUUAAUUGAAGAAACAAUUUGAUGUUUUGGUCCCAAUAGAAAGUACUUUGUUUGCAAACAGGGCAAACAACUUAAAUAUUUACAAUUUACAUUUGUUGAACAAGUUCUACAUUUGCAGGCUGUAUAGAGAACAGCAAUUCAAAGACAAAAAGGUAAUGCUAUAUAAACUUUCAUUUCUCACAAUUAAAAGCCCACAAUAGGAGCAGGUUUCAAUAAAAUAUCACUUAAUUCUGUAGGAAAAGUAACCUUUUGCCCUGGAACACUAUGGUCUUAACCAGCGGUGUAAGGAGAAACACUGCAUGGGUCUACUGAACCUCUCUGAACCUGGUUUCACAUUUUGUGAGUUUCCCGCUACUACAGUGGUCAUUGAGGAAUUAAUCUGGUGCUCUUCCUUCUGCAGGUUACUGCUCUAUUCCUUCUGGAGAAGAGGCCACUAUCUUAUCUAGUAGAGCUGCCUCAACAGACUCACAAUCGAUUUAGUAGAACUGGCUCCCUUUGUGACAAAUUGGCAAUAACUUUGAUCUAAAUAGGCAGCAUCCCUGUAAGCUUUCCAGGAAGCUCCAGAAACUGAGCUGAGACUUGAGGAAGCAAGUGUUUAUUAAGUAAAGCAAACAUUUGCAAUGAGACCAGAGGUGAAGGUUUUCUCUGAAGCAGAGGGAAUCAUCGAGGGGGAGAGACUGAUAUAAUGAGUGAAAGAAAAGGGAAGGAAAGUUGAGACGAGAGAAAGGCUUGUUACCUACCCCUGGUUUGCUGAUAGGCACUGAGAAGGUGAGGGAGCAUCCUCAGUGGCAGAUAAAGCAAGGUGUUCUCAGGCUAUUCUUCGACACCUAUUGGGUAGGGGAACAAAGAACGGGGGUGGCUAUCCCAGGCUGCAGUAGGUUUUCACUGCGUAGGACUGCAGGAUAAUUGAUUGAAAAGAUGACAUCCAGCUGAGAGCUUCAAGAGUGGGUUGAGCAUCAUGGCAGGUCUCGAAAGCAUACCAAUCAUAGCAGUCUAAAGACAGUUAUACUUGCAAGAAAAUAAAACACAAGGUUAUUUCAUGGGAGAAUAAAAGGUGGAGGGGCCAGAGCUAUUUUGGGUUGUAGAUACAUGGUGCUUGUGGCAGAUUAAGUACCCCAUGAUGGUAGUGAUAGCUCAUUCAGGAAUGAAAACCCAUUGUUGAAGAGAGAAGCCAAUUCCAUUCUGUUGAAUUUCCAAUCUAGAGAAAAAUGAGAAAAUGAUUAAUAUGCUUGAAUGAUUAUGGGUUGUAUCAGUGCUUUUUUUCUUUUAAAAAAAUGUUUAGGGGUACUCUCAUUUGCCUACUAAUAUUGAAAUACUGCCCCUCAAUGUGGCCAAACUUUAGAUUCACAAAAUGUUUAGGGGUAUGCAUACCCCUGUGUCCCCCCAGAAAAAACACUGGGUUGUAUCCAAUGAUGUUUCUGUGUGGGUGAAAUGGACUUCCAUUCGUGCAAUGGAAACAAUCUGCCCUGCUGCAUAACCCCAAUAUCUCCAAAGGGCUGUGGUACCCUCUAUAACAGAUUUGGGGAGGGUGCAGGAGGCUGGAGAAGCGAAGAGAAGACGGGGAAGUCCUUCUGUGCAAAUGACAUUGAAUUUGACCCCGUGUUUUGUUUAAUUGAAAUAAAUCUCUAGGGUUGUUGGCAAGAAGAGAAUUUAAGAUUUUUAGCAAAAUAUUGCAAAGGUUUGCUAAUAGAAGUACUGUACAGAAAUUAUUUCAAAUGUGAUUCCCUUGUCUUCCACCUGAAUACGUACGGAAGUUGUAUAAUACUUGCUUCACCCCAGAGGUAUGGAUGGGAAUAGUUUAAGGGUAGAUUGGGGUGGGACAAAUGUGGCAACUCUGUAGGGUGGCCUUUCACUAUUUCAACAGGUUGUAGCUGUUGCAAUCUCUGUUUGCAUCUUGCUAUAUCACAAGUAGAUUACUGACAGCAAACGGGCACAUACAUGUAUGUGUGAUUGUGUCACGUCUUCAGAAGAGUUGCUUGACUGGCUUUGUGGGAAUAUACAGGAUUUUGCCUUUUUAUUAAGCUAGGGAAAGGGCAAAUACCUGUUCUUGCCCAUCAAGUUACUUAAUGGGUCCCCCCCCCCAUAAUCUAAUGCAUUUACUUCAAAGUAAGUCCUAUUGAGUCACUUGAUUUCCCUCCUAAAUGUAUAUGAUUAGGGUAGAAGCUUGAGAGAGCAAUUGCGUGGCAUGGCAAGAUCCACCGAGAUGCAGUGGGCCUCUGGCUCAUCCAGUUGAUUUCUGGCUUAUUUGGCAUUAUGUUCCCAAUCCCAGCUUAGCUAAAUAUAUGUGGGUGUAACAUGCUCAGCUGAACCUGAUGUGGCUUGGCAACCCAGCAUAAAACACUAGUUUAAAUACUUGUUUUCCCUCUGCCAGUCUUAGGUAGAACAGUAGCAUAUACAGUGGUACCUCAGGUUAAGUACUUAAUUCGUUCCAGAGGUCCGUACUUAACCUGAAACUGUUCUUAACCUGAACAGUUAACUUUAGCUAAUGGGGCCUCCUUCUGCUGCCACGCCGCCGGAGCCCGAUUUCUGUUCUCAUCCUGAAGUAAAGUUCUUAACCUGAAGCACUAUUUCUGGGUUAGCGGAGUCUGUAACCUGAAGCGUAUGUAACCUGAGGUACCACUGUAUGCUGCUAAGUGGGAUUUGGAUCUCAUGUAACUUUACACUGGCUCUAUACCAGCUUGCUUUACACCAAUUUAAAGGUGUAAAAGUACAUACAUUGUCUCUAUUUUCAGACCAUAAAGUCCAUUUUACAGAUCAGUUAUAUUUGAUGUGAGACUUAAUAUUGUAUACAGUAUAAGGUUGGGGGAUAAGAGAGGUGGGAAGAAAAGAGGGGCAUAGUUGAACCCAAUGUGUUUUGACUAUACACAAUUUUGUCUUUAGGCGCAAUCCCAGAACACAACACUUGCAUAAAUUGUGGAUUUACUGUAUUACUCUUUCAUUGAAAUAAUAAAAAAAAUUUUAACAAAAAUUGUAUGCUAUUUGAUUGUAAGAAGACCCUACAGCAAUAUAAAUACCAUUAGGUAACAUUUGUUACCUUUUGUAUUCAACACUGACUUUUCUUUUUCUAGAAAUGCAGGAAGAAGAUUUAAGUGAAAAUGGUAUGUUUGUUGCUUCUAUUAUGAGUAGGGUUCAAGACCUGAAAAGCAAAUAUAAAAAUGACGACAAUACUACAGCUGAGCUUAACAUCACCAAGGCAUCAGUGGAUACAACAGGUAUGUAGUAUUUUGUGACUGCUGAUUGGUAGUGCUUUCAAAGCCCUUUAUGCAUCUCUUCCAAAGUGUCUGAUAACCACAUGUUUCUGAAAUGUUGCACAAACCACUUUGGAAGCUCUGUGAUUGCUGCUUGGGGCACGCUGACCACACAACUUGCAACUUGCUUCUUGCAAGUUGCUUCCUAAAUGCUUAACAAUUAGCUAGUUGCUGGGUAUUUGAGAAGUGCUUCACAAGGGACUUGGCAAUUUGGGGGGGGGGGGGUUUGAGGAGCUUCUUUUUUAAAAAGGAGCAUUUUUAUUUCUUUCCUGAGGAAACAGUUUGAACUCAAAGUGGAUCCCUCAGCACUUUGAAUACACUUCUUUUUCUGAUGUGGGAGAAAUGCGCCAAUUUUAAGAGUAUUUCCCCUUCUGCGCAGACUUCAAAGGGGUUUCCAUUGUUCUGUUUUGCUGAGAUUAUUUUAUCAGAAUUUUUGUGUCUCUAGUGAUCUUAUUUGCAGAGAAGCUUGGUGCUUUUUAAGACCUGGAUAAUUGUUUGUUUCAUUUGGUUUGCUAGCACCCUUCUUAAAUCCUUCUUGCAACUCAGUUCUGUGAAGCCACUUCAAGUCCACGCCACUAGAUGGCUUGUGCCAUGGCAUGUGGAAAAUAAGAACACUUUUGGCAAGUGGAACACAACUGACAUUUUGGUGUUGUAUAAUUUCUGUUGCUGUUGUUGUUUGUUGCUUGCUGCGGUGCCUUUCAAAACAAAAGGUAGGUUUGCCCAUUCUAGGUCAGAAGGUAGUAGCCUGGCCAUUCCUAGAGUGAUGAAUCAAAAUGUUGGAACCAAAAGAAACUAAAACGUGUGUUGUUUUAAUGGUUCCUUUAGCUGUUUGUAGACAAUACUGCAUCUUCUUCUUUAUAACAAAAAUCUUAACAAUGCUUUUCUCUUGGUUUUUUUUAGAUAACUCUGGAACAGUUAAUCAGAUUAUGAUGACUGCAAAUAAUCCUGAAGACUGGUUAAAUCAUUUGCUUAAACUGGAGGCUAAGUGCACUCCUCAGGCUGACAUCAGCUUGUUAAAUAGACUGAUUGGUUGUUACAGGCAAGCAGUUGCAUCAUUGUCUGCAGAAAAAUACCAUCAGAAUGAAAGCUAUGCUCGCAUCUUGGUUAGAUUUGCAGAACUGAAUGCGUAAGUAUUCAUAUCUGGCAAACAGAAAGUUUCAACAUUUGUUUUUCACCCACUGCAACUACAACUCCUUAAUCUUUGUAUGGAAGAUGAUUCUGUUGCUUACAAUAGGGAGCUAGUUGGACAUUUAUUGACCACUGUAUGACUCAUGAUUGCAAGGAUUGGGGAGAUAUUGCUGGAGCUGAUAUGGCACAGAAAGGCAUGGGAUAGUGUAUCAGUGGAAAAGUUAACAUUUUAAUUAGAAGUACCCAGAGUUCAAUGUAGAACAGAAGUUUAUUUCCGUCUGGUUUGAUUUUGUGACCUAUGUCAAUACCCAAGAACAUAGUUGGUCUCCGCCACUGGCAUUUAUAACAACCUGGUUAAGUUGAAGUUUCGUGAUUUCUUUGUGUCUUUUCUUCUUACGUGCCUUUUUUAUAUCCCCAUUUCCUGAAUUUGCAACAUAAAACAUUUUAUUUUGGUUAUACUUACCUGAUACCGUCCCUGAAGAUUACUGUAUACAUUUUAUACACUCCCAGAGUUUGAUAUUUGUUUGUAAUUGUUAUGAUACCCAAGUUAAAAGGAAAAAAAUCAUACGUCAGUUGUUGAUAUCACAUAUCAUAUUUUUCUGUGUAUAAGACAAUGUUUUUUGUUUAAGGCAAAUACACCAUUAUUGUAGGAUGCCUAGGGUGGUGUGGUGUAGUUGAUGUUGACACCGUGCUCCAGCAGUCACAUCACCUCCUUGGUGUCUCCGCUUAAGCAGGCGGCCAGGAAGGUGGUUCCUUUUCCCGCUCCCUAUUGCUAGCUAUUGCCCACUGCCUUGCCUUGUCUGCCUAUGUGCCUCAGCAGCGGUGCUCCACACCCAGGAGCAGGCAGGGAAGCCAAGCACCACCUGAUUCCCCCACACCACCGGUAGAUUUUUUGGAUGAACAAGCUCAACAACUUCAGACGAUCUCGGGUGUUUAAAGUUUUGAUUUCUUAAUUUAGGGUUCAAAAAAACAGGGGUUGUCUUACAUGAGGGGCCAUCUUAGCCAUGGAAAAAUACGGUAAUUGCUUUGAUGCUUAGGACUGAAUAUAUGAAUAUAUAUCUAAUGCCUCUAGAAAUGGAGGCACAGUCAGCAUUUGUUCAAUAGACAAUAUAUGAGGUUCCCAUCUUUUGGAAUUGCAGUUCUUUGUGCAUUGGGAAGAUAAAGUAAUAUUGAAAAUUUGAUUUUCUUAUUGUGAACACUAAAAUGUGUCUGGACCACACCUGGAAGGUGGAUUCCUUCAUGUACUUAUGUAACAUUUAAGAUAUUUUGAGAGGGAGUGGAGCUUGCUAGUGGAAAGCAUUUUUCCCUAAUACCAGCAGUAAACAGUGUACAAGAAGGACUAUGGUAUAGGACUACCUCUGUCUAAAUUCUGCAAGGAAGAGUGCAUCCAGGAUAGGAUUUUUGACUGGAAAGAGUGAGUACAGAUGAUUUGCAGGCUACCUCGUUUGCUGUACAGUAUGUAUUGUGAUGCAUACUAACCUCUGGUUGAAAACAAUUUAAUUUUCUUUGAGCUAAUUUGUAAGCACUGCAAAAUUUAGGUGGCAUCACCCUUUCCCAGUAAAUAAAUAUCAUUUGCAUGCAUGUGUGAGGUGAAUGAUUGAAACACUUGCUUCAAACCAUUGUUUCUUUGCAGCACUGGAGACCCAGAAGAGGCACGCGAUCAGUUUCAUCUUGCCAGACUAACCUGCAGUAAAUUUUCUUUUGUUCAUGUGGCUUUUGCACAAUUUGAACUCUCUCAAGGUAUGUGGAUACAGAUUUACUCAAAAUUUGGCAUGGCUAAACUUUGUUACUGACCACAUUUCCUAUCCUGGAUAAUGGUUGUAAAAUGCUAAUAACUGUUAUUUAUUUUUUAAAGUCAUAUCCACACACACCCCAUUUUAGCACAAAGUUCAUUAUUUCGUAUUUUUUAAAUUAGGAAAUCUGAAAAAAGCUAAACAGCUGCUUGAAAAAGCUGCAGAAGUUGGAGCACUUCCAGUAGAAAUGUUGGAAAUUGCUGUAAGAAACUUAAGUUUACAAAGAAAGCAGCUACUUUCGGUUGAAGACAAAGAGAAUUUGACAGGUGAGUCUGAAGCAGACUAUAGGGCGAAAUUGACUGUUGCACUAAGGUGAUUGUAUAUCAGCACAAGCAGUUCUCCCCUCUUCUGCUACUGCAUGCUUAGUGUUCUGCUAGCCCAUCCCCCCCGAGCCGAUGGGAGGGGGCUUGGGGGAGGAAAGGAGGAAAAGCCCCUUUGCACUCGUGGAACUUGGUGUGCUGUGUCCUGCAAAUUUAGUUGAAUCUGGUUUAGUUGAUUUAGCUGAAUCUGGUCCAUUUUGUUGAAAUUAAAAGGCUCCUCCUCCCAUGAGCCUGGCUUCCCAUUUUCCUGCCCUAUCUCCAUAUAUCCUGUUUCCUCCCUCCCGUGUGCCAUAUUUCUUACCUUUCACACUUGAAUCCAAGCGCACAUGCACAGAGUCAAGCCACCAUCAGGCCUUUGCUUUUCCAACCAGUUCAAGAUAGAAGGUGGGAGAAUAUAAUCUUUCUAUGUUAAGUUUGGAGUCAUGAUCAAUAUAACAUAGACAUUCACUCAAGUGUUGUAUUCAAUCUAAUCCUUGUUGUAUUGGGAAAAUAAACUCCUUAAAGAUCACUACAGUGUGGUUAAAAGGUAUAUAAAGCCUUCAUUGUUCUCCGUGUUGUAAAUCAAAUACCCAACUUUUGGUAUUUAAACAACUAAAAUGUUUAAUUUUUUCUCUUAAUAAAUUACAUGUUUACAGCUCUAAACUCUCAUAAUGAAGCUGGAAACUUCCUGAAUAGGAAAAUAAAUGUUGAUUCUAAUGAGAUUUCUGCCAGUACUCAUAGUUCUUGCCAUGGGUAAGUAAAUCCAAAUAUUGUGUGGAAUUAUUUUUAUUUUAUUUCCAAGUGCUGUGGUACAAUUAGAACUGUCCAACUCUUUUUUUCAGGGAGAAAAAGUAUUCCCCUCAGGAAAGUGAACGCAAACCAUUGAAGCAAUUAAAUAAGUCUAACAAGGUAGGCCUGUUUAAACGUUUGUGUAUUCUUGUACUUGAUUUUUUGCAAUUGAGUUGAGUUCUACUUCCACUUCCAUUUCCAUUUUUAGAUGCGUCCGUUUGGAAGAGUACCUUUCAGAUUAGUAAGUGAUGAUGAGGAUGACUCUGUGGGGAUGGAUAUUCCAUGUGCAGCUAGUAUUGCAAAGAGGUACAGUCCCUUUUAAACUCACAAACACUUAAGUAUCUGUUGACUGAACAAAGAUAUAAAGCACAGUCCAUUAUUCUGGUGCGUGAACUUGUGGCUCACUGCAAAAGGGAAUGGAGGGGUAGAUGUAUCAUUAUAUAGGAUGUACACCAGAGAUUUCCAUUGAGAAUAAUGGCCAGUAUGUACUGAUCUAUGCACGCCCAACAACCAGCCAAAAGGAAGGAUGACGGUUUUAUUAAGUCAUUUAUUAGUCUACUCAAGAAAACAAAUAGUCCAUAUACAGAUUUUCAACCAUUAUGUUCCCCAUAGUAAACAUAUGAACAACUCUGAUUUAUGGAAUGCUCUCUGCCUAGCACUAGCUGUCAUCAUUUGGGGGCUGGGCAAAAGACAUUUUUGUUUUCCCAGGAUUUUUAGCAGCACUAAUUUAAUUGUACUCCAGUAGUUAUGCAAUUUUUAUAAUUUUAAUUGUUUUACUUGGUUUUGAAUUGCUUUGUGGCUUUCUUCUUAGUGGCAAGCAAUAGAUGCGUUUAAGAAGGCUAAAGCUCUGCUCUGAGUGUCAGCAGUGAAAAUUAUUCCUCCCAAUUCUGAACUGCACAGGUGGGGCAUGGAUUGUCUUGGUAGAGUUCCUUAUCCCCUUCCAAGCUCCAAAGUAUGAAAUAAGCUGAACUGGUUAGGAUGGGAAGCAUUUUUCCCACCUCACUUUUCUGCAGAGAAGAGUUGGUAGCUCUUGCAGCUACUGCUUAAUAGGACUCUACUGCCAACAUCAGCUAAAAACCACAUAUUUGCAUCCUCUCUGAAGGGCAGGUGUAAAGUAAGGUUACCAGACAUCCUCGUUUCCUGGGGACAGUCCCCGGAUUUACAAAUCAGUCGCCUGACAAAAUCCAUUGAAGUUGAAAAGUGUCCCCGGAUUCAUUGAAAAACAUCUGGUAACCAUAGUGUAAAGGGGCAUCCUGGAGCUGAUGGUUAAUAGUGGGGUUCCAAGCCCCUUUGUUGACCAAUCAAUAGCAGCAGCUUUAAAUAAAAUGUAGAAAAUAUUUAAAACUGCAAGCAGCAACCUGUAACAUGUGGUUGAUGCAUGGGACAGCUAGUGCUAGUAGCUGAGACUGCACUGUGUCUGUCUCUGUGUGAAUUUGAGAGGUUUAGUUCUGAACAUUUAUUAUCUACAGUAAGUUUAUGUUUAGCCUGACAGAUGCUCUUUCUCCCACAUUUCAAAUCAUUAGAGUUUCACAAGCUUUGCUUUUACAUCCCUACUGGGGUCUUCUGAUUUGUCGUACACCAUUUGGGUUUGUUCUUAAUAAUGGCAACAUUUACUGCAGGGGAUUCUGUAAUGCAUAAAUGCCAGUCUUCUAAUUUUAACAUGAUGCUAUGCAAUUGUUUUCUGUGCUUAUACCUGAGCAGAGUUGGGUAUUUGUACUUUCCUGGACAAAUGCAGAUCAACUUGUGCGGGCUUAGUGUUAACAGACAAUUAAUGCUUUGUUUAAAAAAUUAGGAAAAUAUCUGACAGCAAUUUGAGCCAGUUGCCACUGUGUGAGUCAAAACCUAAUGGAAGCGAUAUACCAGGAGACUUGAAGGUAAUUUGAAUGUUCUUACUCAAGUUACUGGUCAUGGUUGAUAAGAUUGCAAGUGGGGGAUGCAGAAACAGGCUCAGAAUGUGUAGACAAAGUAGGAGUUUAGUAGCACCAUGAUAAAAAAACAGAUUACCUUGGUAUUAAAUGUGGAAAUACAAAGUAAGCAAACUACUCACUGCUGCUACUGAGGGUGGUUUCCCUCCUUGCCUCAUUCAGACAUACACUAAGUGCGCAACAUACUCUCAUUUAACUUGUGUGCGUGACAAUCAAUCAAUAAGAAGGGGCAAAAAGGACUUGGUGUUCCAGGAAAAAUGAAUUUGGCAAUCCCACCUGUCAUUGAAUCAUUUCAUCUGCAAACUUCCUUAAGCUUCCACUGCUCACAAUCCAUGGAACCAAGAGUGCAGGAGCAGGCCAUGAAAAUCAUGUUCUUCCUCCUGCCAUGGCUUAAACUAGCUGGGGAAAAAUUUGCAUGUGAGCGGGAGGAUAUGGGAGUAGGAGCAUGCAAUCAUUCUUUCUCCUUCUGACCUCAUUCAAGACUCCAUGACCACCUUUCCCAUUUUAAAAUCCCAGUGAAGUUACAACAUGCAAUUUGGGAAACUCCUUAUUCAUUUCUCCCCCCCUCCCCAAGGGACUAAGCCAGAGUUUCCAAACUUUUCUUGUUGGUGACACACUUUUUAGACAUGCAUCGUUUCACAACACAGUAAUUCAAUCUUACUAGCAAGCCGGAAGUUAAAUUAACCCCUUUCCAGCUCCUGGAGGAGCAUGGGGAGAGUUUGCAUAACACAACUGCACACUGCUGCUGACACACUAACGUGUCACAACACACAGUUUGGAAAGCUCUGGACUAAGCAAUGCAUGCUUGAGUGUCAUUUGUGUGUUAAGGUAACAAUGAAACGAGUCACUUUAUGUAGAUGUUGCUAUUUAUGUGCAGUAGUUUGAAAAGUUUGUGGUUUAGAACCUUUCUCUUUGGGCCCCUAGAGGAGGCACUUUUAAUAUUAAUCAUAAACAAAUUGCUCUUAGCAACUCCUUUCAGUUAUCAUUUAAAAUGUUAUUCAAACAAAUCAGAUUGGGCCUAUGGAAAUGUUCACAAUAUGAAUGGCUGUUAACAAAAGGAAGUCACAGCUUAAUGUUAAUACUACUUUUUAAGUGUUCAGAGCACUACUUUUUUAUUACCCUUACAAAAUACAAACAUUGAUAAAUUUAUCCCCAUAUUGUAGAUGAAAACAGCCAAAUUAGCUAGCCUAAAUGUCGGCAGGAGCAGGCAGAAAGCAGAUCUGGAUCUCUGCUUUAUUGGCAAGGCUUUCUGACUCUCAAUAGUUGGUCAGCAGCAAGUAGAAAAGAGUUAUCUGCCAUGGUUGGUGGCAUGUCUUGGUAUUCCUUGCCUGUUCAUCUUUGAACAAGUCUUUGUGAAGCUUUGCUGGACAGUUCAGAGUUGUUAGAAUUUCUAACUUAUGAGUUGCAGUAGAUCCGUAGAUUCACUCCCUUAACUAUUAUUAUCUUGCAUCUAACUCCUCCCACCUCUCUUGCCACUUUUUUGCACCUUGGACCUAUCAACCAUGGGGUUCUAGUUUAAAAAUAAAGUAGUUCCCACAAGCUUGAAGUUUGCCCACCUGUCUCUUUGUGAGUUCAUGACUGAGGUGAGAUUUCAAUCGAGGAUAUCCAUUCUUAGCUGCUACACUAAACCAAACCUUAAGUGGGUGGCAGCCCAUAGAAUUGGUGCGCCGAUGUUCUAGAACUGAUGAGCUGCUUCUCAAAGCAGCUUGUGCCAUUUUAUGUGACAGGAAAGAAAUGAAGCAAGGUUGGGGAAACUGUUCUGAUCUGGAGAUCAUGUUGCCAUUCAAAUUGGCCAGUUUGCUGACUAAAUAUGCAGAAGCAUCAAACCAAGGCAUUUGCACAGAUUUACUGACACAAAUCUCAAGAGUUCUCCCAUAUACAGAUAUUAUCAGUGUCAUUUCUCAUCUUUCAGUUUUGAAGAUAAGGAUGCAUUUUGUCAGGAUGCAAGCAGCUGAAGAUUAUAAGACACAAAUUUCAGAGUUUGCUCCAAUAGAAGAUAAAACUGUAAAAGCUGUUUCUAGCAUCUGUCUUGUUAUUGCAGUCAAGUUAUAGUUCACUUCCCAAGAACUUAACAAAGCCACCCAGAGUGGCUGGAUAUAAAUAAUAAAACAACAAUCUGACGUUUAGAAGACAUCUGAAGGCAGAUGUCCUGUAUUGUGAAAAUUUUUAGUGUCUGAUGUAUUACAAUUUUUAUAUGUGCUGUAAGCCGCCCUGAGUGGCUGGGGAAACCCAACCAGAUGGGUGGGGUAUAAAUAAUAAAAUAAUAAUUAUUACUAUCAUCAUCACCACCACCAUCAAGAUAGUGCAGGAGAAUAAGCAGGCUAGGAUCCUUCAGUUUUAAUUCUAUAUUAAACCAUGGAGUCAGCUGCGUGUGUGGCUAUCUUUUUUCUUGGCUUUGUUAUAAAAAACUCUUCUUCUUUUUUAAGCCUUUACCAAGCAGAUGGUUAAUGGAAUUGCAGCCACCAGAUGAUGAGAACUCAGAAGUAGCUACCAAUUCAGCUCCAACCUUAAAGAAUAAAUAUGGUUCUACUUAUGCUGUUAAACAAAAAGGUUUGUUUUAACUCUGUGGGAUUGGACUGACGUGGGUAUCUCAGUAGACUUUUAACUUUGGCAUUUGUGGAUUGUUCAUUCUGCACUUGAUUAAAGUAGCCAGAGCAUAGUUGGUUUAGCUGAAAAUUAGAAAAGAAAAUGAAAAGAGGCUACCUUUUUCCCCUCCAAAGCAUGACCCUCUGAAUGUAGUUUUUGUUGCUUGCCCUAGAGUCCCAUAUUUUAGAUCCUGUGUCUCCAUUGUAACUUGAGGCCACUGCAGAAGUUCAGUUUGCCCAGUGCAUCUCCCCUUCCCCUAAGGAUGACUAUAGCUCCUACCACCCGCUACUCCUUUCUCCCAGCCCACCACAUGUAUAAAUUCAGUAAGGCUUAACAGCACUUUUAGUCUAUUCACGGUAACUUUUUUGUGCUCCUUCUGUAGUCCAACCUCUUCCUUUUCUGAAUAUCUUGCUGUAAAUGCUACCAUGUUCUUUUGGAUAACUGGAACUAUUGUUUUAGAAACUGAGGAGCACCACAAGGAGCCAAGUACCAUAGAACCAAGCUGCCUAGAAAGACUACAGCACCCCUCUGUUCCUCUUGAAAAUGAUGAAAAGAAAGAGUUAAGAUUAAAUUGUCGUGCAUCUGCAAAUAAGUGGUUUAAUCUUGAAGCAAUGCACAAAACAAACUUGGAGGUAAUUUUAUUGACUUAUAUAAGUGAUUUUUUGUUAUGUUGUCUUCAUUGUCAUUAGUACUGAAAUGUAAAAAGUCCACCUUGCCUUGUUUGCAGUGAUACUUUAGCCAACCCGAAAUCCCUUUUUGAGUAGGAUAAAAGUUGUAUAAAGAAAUGUACACUUGUACAUUGGAACUUCUGCUCCCUCUCUUGUUCCCCUGCACCCCAUGAAAUCUGUUCCAGGUGGUUGGAAACCCCAGAACAGAUUUUGGGAGCACAUGGGGAGGAAGGAUUUUCAUUGCAAAAGUGGAAGGCCUUCCAUGAACAACUUCACUGGAUACAAUCCUUAGUGUAAUACUUUAGUGGUAUAUCAUGUUCAUUCAGUCUCUCAUUGCCAGGAAGCCGUUCACAGCUGUAAAUUAAAUCUUGUUUUUAGUCAGCGGCAUUCAAAGAUGGCACUAGCAAAGAGGCAUCUUUGAAAUACAAAUAUAAAAUUUGUAUUGGUAGUGCAACUAACCAGUAAAGCAGUAGUCUUCAAGACAUAUGUGAUACAGGCCUAUAAUUUAAAUCCCAGUAUUCCCAUCUCUAGCAAGCGAGAAUUGCUUGAAUAUGGUAUUGUGUGCACAGGCUUACUAUCAAAACCUCCUAAAAGUACUUGGUGCUUGCCUAGUGUUUAGAUAUGCAUGACACAUCGCAUGCAAAUGCUAGUACAAACCAUAAUAUUCAGUGGAUAAGCAGAGCUUUGAAUUCCAGAAAUGUGUGCAGUUCAAAGAUCAAGUGAAAUUGCACCUUUGAGGGGCUCCCAUCCAAGUACUAACCAGGCCUGACCCUACUUAGGUUCCGAGAUCAGAUGAGAUUGGGCGUGUUCAGGGUAGUAUGGCCAUAGACAAGGAUUUUCAUUGCAAGAAAAUGGAAAAGCAAAACCAUCCCCUCGAAGUUCGAAUGGCAAGCAAAACUAAUAGAGUACUUACAAUUAGCAAGGAGAAUGGGGGCAGUGAGAGGAAAUUCAACACAAGAAGUAAAUAAGGAAUGGUCAGUAAUUAAGGAAUAUCUCAAAGGGUACUGCGAUAAUAAAUGCUUUCUGGCAGAUACUGAAUCAGCCAUGCAAUAUAAAGUAAUUGUUAGAUUGUUACAUUAACGAAAAACAACUUCACACAACUGUUUAAAUAAUAGUUUAAUUGUAAAUUAGUACAAUGGGUAGAGUCGGAAGUUUCUUUUCUUUGUUGAUUCAAACAGUGAAUAAACACAGUGAAUGUUAUUUUGUUGGUAUUGCAUGUAUUUUAAGAAUCUGUCUAAAAAAAUCUUCAGUAAAUUUAAAAAAGAAAAAAAGAAAUUUCACCUUUGAUUUCCACUUAAAUUUUAUUUAGCAAGCACACACUAGUACGUGGAUUUUAUAUGAUGUAUGCUUACUUGAGAACUGAUGACAUUUCCUCCAUUUUAUAGGGAAAAAACUCAAGUGCUGAACAGCCAGCUUUUCAAGUUUCUAAAAGAUUUUCACCACCAGAGCCAAUUUUUCGAAAACUUUCACCGCCAGAGACUGCAUCAAAGAUAAACAGCCAGUCACUUGUUGGCCCAGUAGCUAGCAACAACACACUGCGAGAUUACAUGGCCUGGUAACGUGUGUGUGUGUGUGUGUGUGUGUGUGGUGGUUUAUUUUUUCAAUUCUAUUUUAAAUUUUGAUGGAAUUUGCUUUUGUGCUGUUUAAGCAAGCUAAUGGUUAUAUGUACUAAAUAGAAGUGUGCAUCUUCAGUGCUGGGUAAAGCAUUUAUAGAGUGCCUGAACUUGAAAUAACAUCCCUCAUCAAUAAUUCUGCAUGGCGUAAAAAUGAAGCGGUAGUAGUAGUAGUAACAGUAGUUUGAUUUAUUGUCCACCCUUUACCCUAAAUGGCUGCGAGUCACAACAAUUUAAAAUGCAUUAAAAACAAUUUAAAACAAAUUCCAAUCACAGUGCCAAUCUAAACACCCACGAGGGUCUGCACAGAAGGAGUUGGCCUUCCAGAUAUUUGGGGCCUAAGUCAUUUAGGGCCUUAAAAGUUAACAUGAGCUCCUUGAAUUGGGCCCAUUGGCAACCAAUGCAGUUGUUUUAAAAUAGGGGUUAUAUGAGAUCUAAAGGGAACCCCGGCUAGUAAACUGGCUGCUGUGUUUUGGAUCAGUUGAAGUUUCUGAGUUGUCUUCAAGGGCAGCUGCACACAGCAUAUUGCAAGAAUCCAGUUUGGAAGUUACCAGAGCAUGGUGGAGUACAGUGGUUCAGUAAUUUCUGCCCGAAAGGGAUGUAGUUGGCAGACCAGCUGUGUCUGGAAAAGGGACUCCUUGCCAAUGAGGCCACCUGAGCCUUGCAGUGACAUCUGGAACAGGCCACCUGCCCUUCUCCUGCACUUGAGAACUUGGGACACAUGACUCCUUGUUUUUUUCAGCAUCAAUUUAUUGGCCAACAUCCAAGCACUCAUCUUAACACCUCAACCUCCUCUUCCAAGUCAGGGGAAGAGAAGGAUUGAGCUGGGUGUCAUCUUUGUAUCGAUAACCUCUUACUAGAAGUACAUGCGCUUCAAAUUAAGAUUAAAUUUAAUAUUUUUGGAGAUGUUUGGGCAGUUUUUUGGAGAUGUUUUUGAGCCAGCUUUAAACAUUACAUUCAACUUCAAACAUUGUGACUUGGAUAAAAAAUUAAGCUACUGGUUAAAUACAUGGUUGAUUGCGGGGUGGGGGUGGGGAGUGUAUUGCUGCUUGUGCAAGGAUUGUAAUGCUCAAAUGCCUUUGACAGUUUCAGUACUCCAGUCGUAACGAAUAAUUUUCUUCACCUGAGUAAGGACACCACACCAUACAACCAGCUUUCCUGUUUGCAAGCUUGUACUCCCUCAACUCCAUUCCAAGUGCGUACUGGAUUACCGGUAACCUUUCUAAAAUAAAUGACUCUGAAAGCGCAUUAUGAGAUCAUGAAGGAAACUGAUCCAUAGUGGGUGCAACCCAUUCUUACGGACAAGCAAGCAGUUAGAAAUUCUUAUUGCUUUUAUCACUUGUUGUUUGCUGUCCUGAACUCCUUUGAGAGGGAUGGUGGGAUAUAAAUUUAAGAAAGAAAGAAUGUACAUUUAAUGUUUCAUAACAUGGUUGUCUUGUAUUAACUAUGUAACAAAUUUCUGUUUUGUUUCUGAGCUAACAGUUUUGAUGCUAUGCUCUUUAAGCUGUGCUUGUAAUCUGCAACGUGUUGACAAUUUUAUGUCAGUCCCACAGAAAUACCUGAACAUACUAGUAAGCUAGAAUAUUAAAUACAGUGGACGCUCGGGUUGCAAACGUGAUCCGUAUGGGAUGCACGUUCGCAACCCACAGCAGCGCGUCUGCGCACGCACGGGUUGCGAUUUAGUGCUUCUGCGCAUGCGCGACUGCCAAAACCCAGAAGUAACCCGUUCCGGUACUUCUGGGUUUCAGUGGUCCGUAGCCUGAAAAAACGCAACCUGAAGUGUCUGUAACCCGAGAUAUGACUGUAAAUAUCUAACAUAUGUUGCUUUUGAUAUGUGUUUUUUUAAAUUCAGAUUUCAACUCCUUUACCUAAAAGUGAUUGCAUCAGUAUUAAAGGAAAAUGGUACACUGUGUUGAAACAAAUCGGCAGGGGAGGAUCAAGUAAGGUGAGAUUUUAAAUGCAAGUUUUAGUUCAUUGAUAACUGUUGCUUGCGGAAGGUGGUUUAAAAAUAAUCACUGACAUAACAUACCAUGUCAUUGCUUCCCCUGCCCCCAUCUCUCUUGAGCAACACCAUUCUUUUUGUAUUGUGCUUGUAAUAGGUAGCUUCCCUUACAGGGUAAGUUCAAGAAGGUCCCUGACCUUGGUGUAAUUAACAUUUGGUAAUGCACUUAAAAACAAGCAAAACUGGUGGUUUGUAUUCCUUUUUUCCCCAGGUGUUUCAAGUACUUGAUGAAAAGAAGCAGCUUUAUGCUAUCAAAUAUGUCAAUUUAGAAGAGGCAGAGGAACAAACUUUAGAAAGCUAUAAAAAUGAGAUUGCACACUUAAAUAAACUUCAGCAACAUUGCGAUAAGAUUAUCCGACUGUAUGACUAGUGAGUAAAUGUUUUUACAAACCCAGCGUAAUUAAAAACACCUCCCAAGUGUCAUUUCCCAUAUAUGACUUCAUUUUCAUAACUUGUUUUAGUGAAAUUAGCAAGAAGAGUAUCUACAUGUUGAUGGAAUGUGGAAACAUUGAUCUUAAUACUUGGCUUAAAAAGAAAAAAAUUAACCCAUGGGAGCGGAAGAGCUUUUGGGAAAAUAUGUUGGAAGCUGUCCAUACAAUCCACACACAUGGUAUCUAUAAAAGCUUAUUUCUAUGUAUUUGAAGACUUCUACUGAACCUUUCAACACUUGCUGUUCACAGGAAUGGCUACCAAUGAAUUACUAGUCAAAUAAUGCUUUAGAUUUCUAUCUUUUUAUGAAUUUGUAAACUGUUUUGAGGGUUUUUUUUUUCUACAAUCAAGCGGUAUAUAAAUAAAUUAAAUCUGCCUCUUGGAAAUCUAACAGAGAGGGACAUAUGCUAUCUGGCUAUUUAUUUGCAUUGCCUUAACUGUUUAUAUAACUAUAAUACUUUCUUACUUUUUAAAGCGCCAUCUAGUUAUCUAUAUCACUAUCACUGCAACAAAUAGUCUUGUAUGCUGUGAAUGAGCCACCGCAAGUGUAAGGCUCAUAUGCUCCCCAUUCUUCACCUUCUGUGCAAGUAGGAGAAAUUCAGAAGUUUCCUCGUUCACUUUCAAUUAACCACAGUUUGCUGUGUCAUUCUGGCCUGGAAUUGAGGCUAAUCUUAACUGCGGCUAGUUUAAACAAGCCAGCUUCAGUAACUGGUUUGAAGUUACCUUAGGAUUGGACAUCUGGGUUGGGUUGUGGGGAUCUCGAUGGGUUGGCACCUCCUGUCCCCGGCCAGGUUGAUGUUGAGGGAGCUGAUGCCCAAGUCAGGAGCAGACUUAAACACACCAGGAGGAAGUCAACCAUGUGUGAACCAGUACUUGUGAUUUCUUUCCAUACAAACCACAAGCAGAAACCAAGUUUAUGCUUGUGGUUGGUUUCCUCCUGAGCACAGCAAAGUCAGGAAGGAGUAAUGGGCAGAUGUACUUAGCAGCGUAUACCAGAAUUCAUGCAAGUUAACUAUUUGUAUUACAUGAAAUUGAACUUUUGUUAUAGUUUAAUGUUCAGUGCGAACCAGGCUAGUAGCAGCAGUUGAAUGGAGCAUUUUAAUUAUAACAUUUAAUUAUAUUCUGGGAAAAAGUAGUGUCUUGUUUUGUAAAUUAACUGGAACUAGUUCUAAUCUUGGAAUAUGUUUCCACAGGGGUUUUGUUUUGCUUUUGUUUUGCUUUGUUGUGCAAUGAUGAAGGUUAGAUAAAAACCUGUUCCAUCUGUGAAAGUAAAUAGAUUUCUUAGAGGAGGGUGAAUGUCACAGCCAAAUUGCAGUCUCCGAGGUCUGUUAUCAUAGCUACAAAAGGACCUGGCUUUUCCUCCCAUCCUUGUGUGUUGGGCCAAGAAGGUUUGUAGAAUGGGUGUGAGAGAACAGAGUAAAUGCAUAUAUUUUUAAUUUGUACUAACUGAACAAAUUUUUAUUUGCAGGUAUUGUUCAUAGUGAUCUGAAACCAGCAAACUUUCUGCUAGUGGAUGGAAUGCUAAAACUAAUAGAUUUUGGCAUUGCAAAUCAAAUGCAGCCAGAUGUGACAAGCAUUUUUAAAGAUUCACAGGUGAGACUGUUGGGCAUCCUUGUUUUACCCUAUUAUAAAACAGUACGAAUGUCUGUUUUCACAAUGAGGGGACAUCAGGAAUAAUGUGAGGAGUUUUGUGGGUCUUGAUUUGUGUUUGCCUGUUUUAGGUAGGUUGCGGGUCUAGACAUAGUCAUGGCGCAUGGUUUCCCAGAGUGUGGACUACAGGAGUCACGACUACCCCAGAUGAAAGAGAGAAGGGAUAUUGCACAAAAGUUCAUUGGAAGCUGCCUUAUACAGAGUCGGCUCUUUGGUCCACCUAGCUCAAUAUUGUCUACACUGACAACAGCAUCUUUUGGGGUUUCAGACCAUCUUUUCCAGCCCUACCUGGAGAUGCCAGGGAUUGAACUUGGAGUCUAUUGCAUGGAAAGCAUGUGUGCUAUGGCAUGGAGUUGCAGCCUGAAUUAUGCCCGGUUGCUGCGGAAAUGUUGCAAGGUGUAGGUUAUAUGUUGGGCGCCGGCAUCUAACAGAGAUGUAUAGCAAUCCAUACAUGCAGGGCGUAUCCCACUUCAGAUGGGUCUGAGAAGAGUAUUCAUAAAGGGUGAAACAGCAUAAAAUUUCACAGAGAAAUCCUGUUUUGUGGGUUUUUUAGAGUUAGGAAAUAGUUAAGCCUAAUCCAGUUCACUUAGUAUCAAUAUGUACGCAGCAGACCCAAUCUCUUGACAAAUUUUAAGAGGUAGGGAGUGGGCCCUAUGAUUUCCUCCUCUCCUGUCCAAUUUAACAACAGUCAAUGGAUACUUUGGUUCGGACAUUAGCUAUGGUUCCUAUUUUACCAAGGUUCUUAACCAUCCUCAAAUCCUGGUUACGCACAGAAUCUGAUUUGCCUUAACCAUGGUUAACAUCAGUGUGGCUACAUUUCUUCACUUCAGUUAAGGCAACAGGAGGAAUUUUCUCUGAAAGGGCAGAGCUGUGGAGAGGAGGUUCACAAUCCCACAGAGCACUCUCUUAAUUACUGUAACUCUGCUGCUUGAAACUGACUCACCAAACCUGACAAAGGUUGCUGGUGGCUUUAUUGGGGUGGAGAAUUGGGCAUAUAGUGUGACAACAUCAUUUUGAGUACAAUUUUUUUUUUAAAAGUUAAUGUAGACAUUGUCUGAAUCAUUCAGUGUUGGAUUAGAAUUACUGAGGAAUUUUGAAAAUUGCCUAUAUUACUAAUUUCUCUGAGAUACAGUUGCCUUCAACAUUAUGUUAAGAGCUUUCUGAAGUUUCCUAGACAAGCUUGUUUUUCCUGUUCUAAAGUUUCUAAUGAACUAUAGCAGGAUUUCAAGAGGAUUAAUUUAAAAAAUGGUUUGUGAGCAUUGUUUUUCAGGGCCCUUUUUAGAGCAAUCUUUCUAACAAAACAUGAGAUUCUAAUUUUAAACUAUCAAUUAAUUACAUGAUUAUAUUUUUAAUUGUUACUAGGUUGGCACAGUUAACUACAUGCCACCAGAGGUAAUUAAAGACAUGUCUUCCUGUGGUGAAAAUGGAAAACCAAGGUCAAAGGUAAAAAAUAUCCUGUGGUUGAAGGAGGGAAAUGCUUUGGUUUGGAUCUUACUUUCUAAAUUUCCACAAACCCAGGACAAAAUCAUUGGGGGUUUUUUUGUAUGCAGUGAUGUGAAUAAAGCAGUUAUAAAAAGGCUUGUGUGGGCAGUGUGGUGGGACGGUAGCAGAAGUUGAAAUAGCAUCAAAUUAGAAUUCAUCCUGGGUUUAAUAAGAGCUUCAUAAUGGAUUAUAUCCAGUCCCAGCAUAAAGACACUGCAGCUUUAUGUACUUCUUGGGUGGCUGGCAAUCAGGGGAUCCUUGGGGAAUGACUGAGAUGUGGGGCAAGAGGCUGCAGUAGGAUUGAGGGGAGGGGCAUCAGAUGGAGGCGGCUUACUGCGUGGAGAAGCAAGGACCCUUAUACUGGCGCUGGAUGCUUCCUAAUGAAAAUUUGUGAGAGGAAGAGCUCAAAUGUGAAACUAGCACCUUAGGCAACCACAUGGGAGAGUGAACUUUGGGGAAGGGUUGUCUGAUUUUAAAAGCAUAAAGAAAACUGCUUGGUUUCUGUCCAACAUUGCAGUAAGGACAGGCAGAUACAUAUUUUGACCCUAUACAGCCAGCAAAAAUACCGCAGAGGUCAGGAAGACAUUCCUACAUAUCUAUAUAUAUGUACAUAAUUUUUGGUGUGUGUUUCCUUUCCACAGUUUAAACCAUGCUCAAGGUGGCUUACAACAUAAAAAAACAUGACUCCCGCACAACAGAAGUAAUAAUAAACAAUAAAUAACAAUUUUUGCAAAAAUCACAAGAUCUAAAAUAAAGGUACAAACAGGAACAGCAACAAUGCCCCCCAAUAAAACCCCCAAACAACACGCCAGCCCAAGAGUCUGUUCAGCUUUUGUUUUUUGUUUUUUUAAAUGAUAUUUAUUAAAGUUUCAAAAAAGGUUACAGAAAUAAGAAAAAGAAAAAAAGAAAAAAGAAAAAAUACAGAAAAAAGAAAAAACACUUAAAAACAAAUCAAUCUUUCCAUGCCUUGUCUUUCAUUUACUUGUUUCCCUGACCUCCUCACGCCUCCCUUUUUUGUAUUCCAGUUCAGUUAGUUAAUUCAGCAAUUCCUUUCCCUGUUUGUUUUUAUCUUAAUCCUUUAACUUAAUAUAUUAUAGCUUUAGAUUCUCACCUGUUAACAAUCCAUUUUUACAUACACCUUUAUAACAUUGCUGCUAAAACCACUUAACUUCAUUCUGACAUCAUUCUAACAUUAAUUUUGCAGUAUUUCUGUAAAUAGUCUUUAAAUUUCUUCCAAUCUUCUUCCACCGACUCUUCUCCCUGGUCUCGGAUUCUGCCAGUCAUUUCCGCCAGUUCCAUGUAGUCCAUCACCUUCAUCUGCCAUUCUUCCAGAGUGGGUAGAUCUUGUGUCUUCCAAUACUUUGCAAUAAGUAUUCUUGCUGCUGUUGUGGCAUACAUAAAGAAAGUUCUGUCCUUCUUUGGCACCAAUUGGCCGACCAUGCCCAGGAGAAAGGCCUCUGGUUUCUUCAGAAAGGUAUAUUUAAAUACCUUUUUCAUUUCGUUAUAGAUCAUCUCCCAGAAAGCCUUAAUCCUUGGGCAUGUCCACCAAAGGUGAAAGAAUGUACCUUCAGUUUCUUUACAUUUCCAACAUUUAUUAUCGGGCAAAUGAUAGAUUUUUGCAAGCUUGACUGGUGUCAUGUACCACCUGUAUAUCAUUUUCAUAAUAUUCUCUCUUAAGGCAUUACAUGCCGUAAACUUCAUACCUGUGGUCCAUAACUGUUCCCAGUCAGCCAUCAUUAUGUUAUGUCCAACAUCUUGUGCCCAUUUAAUCAUAGCAGAUUUCACCGUUUCAUCCUGAGUAUUCCAUUUCAACAGCAAGUUAUACAUCUUUGACAAAAUCUUGGUUUUGGGUUCUAACAGUUCUGUUUCCAGUUUUGAUUUUUCCACCUGGAAGCCAAUUUUCUUGUCCAAAUUGUAUGCCUCCAUUAUCUGAUAAUAAUGAAGCCAAUCUCGCACUUUAUGUUAUAGUUUUUCAAAACUCUGCAAUUUCAAUCUAUCUCCCUCUUGUUCCAGAAUUUCCCAAUAUUUCGGCCAUUUGGCCUCCAUAUUGAGCUUUUUCUGAGCCUUCACUUCCAUCGGUGACAACCACCUUGGGGUUUUAUUUUCAAGUAGGUCCUUAUAUCUUAUCCAGACAUUAAACAAUGCUUUCCUGACAAUAUGAUUUUUAAAUGCUUUAUGUGCUUUGACCUUAUCAUACCAUAAAUAUGCAUGCCAUCCAAAUACAUUAUUAAAGCCUUCUAAAUCCAAAAUGUCUGUUUUCAAGAAGCAGCCAUUCUUUCAGCCAGCAAAAAGCUGCUGAUUCAUAGUAAAGUCUAAGGUCUGGCAGGGCAAAUCCACCUCUUUCCUUUGCAUCCGUUAGUAUUUUAAAUUUUAUUCUAGGCUUCUUGCCCUGCCAGACAAAUCUAGAAAUAUCUCUCUGCCACUUCUUGAAGCAAUCCAUUUUAUCCAAAAUUUGCAAUGUUUGAAACAGAAACAACAUUCUAGGCAAUACAUUCAUUUUUAUCGCGGCAAUACAGCCUAGCAGUGAAAGUUUCAAAUUUGACCAGAUUUCUAAAUCUUUUUUCACUUCAGUCCAGCAUUUUUCAUAAUUGUCUUUAAAUAAAUUCCCAUUUUUAGCUGUCAUGUUAAUCCCCAGGUAUUUCACUUUCUUAACCACUGUUAAACCUGUCUCAUUCUGAAACCUCUCUCUCUCAAUCUCUGUUAAAUUUUUCUCUAAGACCUUUGUUUUUAACUUACUUAGUUGAGUCUGUUCAGCUUAUGUAGCUGGAGUGAGUCAGGGCUCCGCCUCCCAGGCCAGGUGAAAAAAAAGGCCUGCAAGGCAGGGAGCAGCUCUCCCAGGACUCACAGCCAAGAUCCUCUGUGGCAAGCAUCCCCAAACUCGGCCUUCCAGAUAUUUUUGGACUACAAUUCCUAUCAUCCCUGACCACUGGUCCUGUUAGCUAGUCAUGAUGGUGUUGGGAGUCAUUCUGCAAAGAAACAGUAAAGAUGUUUGUACCUUUAAGAAUUUUUUCUGUGAGCUUUGGGCAGAUUGGGUACAGCUGGUCAUAACUACAAAAGGAGGAAAAGUUGCAGUUUGAACUUUGCCUGCAGUGAGAAAACACCCACAAUGUUUGUUGUUUUGUAAUAAAACCUUUAUUUGAUUUGGUUUUACACCGGCCUCGUGGUGUCGUUGUUUCUGUCAUCUGCCACCAGAAGAAAGCCCCCCUCUAACAAAUGGGAAUUGUAGUCCAGUAACAUCUGGAGGGCCGAGUUUGGGGAUGCCUGCUCUAUGGCCUCCUCAGCAGCCUUCCUUCAAGCACAACCAAACCUUAUUUCUUAGGCCUUUAAUGUUGUGGCAUUUGCCCGUUCUUUUGGAAAUACCUGUACGGGGGAGAGAAAGAGUUAAUAGGUAGACCAAUAGAAAAGCCAGAGGCGGAGCCUACCUGUUUAUAAAAAGGGCUUAGCCCAAAGUUUAGUUAGUUGUUAGUUGGUUGGUUGGGAAGAAGCAGUUGGGAAAGCAGUUGGCAGACAGAUGGAAAUAGACAGUUUGUACAGUUCUUGUGUGAGGGGAGGUAGAAGAGUUAGAGACAGGAUAAAAUAAGACUAAGAGGGUAAAAGGUAACAGUGUUUUGAAUGCAUUUAAAGUUUAUUUGUGUCUGCAAUAAACUACACUCUUCAUUGUUAACUUGAGAAUAGUCGGUGAGACGACCGGGGGCUCCAUACGAAUGCCACAAAUGUUUACACUACUUUUAAAACGAUUAAACUCACUGGUCUGUCUUGAAGUUAAUUUUUUAAAAACCUUGUGUAACGGUGAUGUUAGCCAACAGAAGAGCAAAAAACACUGCAAGGUUUUUACAUGCAUUUUCUAAGUAAUUUGUUAAGCAGCCCCAUAAAGUAUUAUCAUUCCCAUCACGUAGAUGGGGGUAUGAGGUGGGGAGCAAUUUAUUUUACUCUUUUGCAAAAUUGUUUCAGCCAAAGACUUGUGGGCUUAAGUGAACAGAGUAAAAUUGCCCUACAUUAAGUUGCCUAUGUUCAUUUUCUUCUAUAAGCUGACUCCUGUGCCAGCAUGUUAAAUAUACACAAAACUGAGGCUCCCUUUGUCUAUAUUCCUCCUCUUCUUCUGAAACUCACCUACUCAUGUUGAGUUAAAAAGCAGACAUUCCAGUGUAACAGGUUUAUGUUUCAGUCAGUGCGAGGUAGUAUGAGAGAAUCUUUAUCAUUGUAUUCCACUUUCUGUUGAUCCCUUACCAGGGCAUCAGUUUCUUAAACAAUUUUCAUGAGCAAUAUUAUUCAUCGUUUUAAAUGGUCUGCCUUUGAAGCAAUGUUUCCAUUCUUUUAGGUUACAAAACUGAUAAUGUAGAUUUCUGUCUGUUUUAACUGUGUGCAAAUUACUUUUCCUGACAAUUAACAUCCUACUUUCGGCAAUAUGCAUCGACGCAAAGGUGUGUCAUUGAUCAGAUUUUGAAAUAUAGACGCUCUCCUUUAUUGCUUAAUUGUUAUGCUGUUGCUCCAGGUUUUAUAAUUGAUUGCUUAUUCAGUUGCACCACGUAUGUUAAUGUAAUGGCAAUAGCAAUAGCUUCAAAGUCAUUGUGUUAAUUGUGUGAGAAGCAUCUAUCUAUCAUCUAUCUAUCUACCUAUCUAUCUAUCAUCCAUGCCUUUGUUUUUAGAUCAGUCCAAAAAAUGAUGUUUGGUCAUUGGGCUGCAUUUUAUACUGUAUGACCUAUGGAAGAACUCCAUUUCAGCACAUAACAAAUCAGAUUGCAAAACUUCAUGCCAUAAUUGAUCCUAGUCAUGAAAUAGCAUUCCCUGAUAUUGCAGAAAAAGACCUCCAGGAUGUCUUAAAGGUACCCACCUGUGUAAAUUUGUACAAUAUAAUUUUGUUUAGCAUUCUUAAUGUAUAUAUCAAACAGUUCCUGACUUUAUCAUUUGUGGUUGGGGCGGGGGGGGGCAGGGAACUACAUCUGGGCUUGGAUCCUGAGAACCAUGAAAGGAAGCUCACAAAGGGGGACUUUCUUCGUUCUCCUCCCUAACGUUUUCUCCCCGGGCCCCAGGGAAAGUUGAAAGGUCCCUCUGAACAGCUUGCAGUGGGGCACAGGCAGGCUGCUGAGGGAAGGAAGAAAUUGCUCAAAAUCUGGUAGAAGGACCUCCUCCUUGAGGAGAGGGUUUUUUGGGGGUGGGGUGGAGCUGUAGUGCAGAGGACAGAGACAGGAAAGAGUCUACAUUCCUCAAGUGUCUUUUGGCAUAUUAUUCUUGGGAGUCAAGCUCUGUGCACUUUUGUAUGUGAUUCUGUUUCUCUCCAAUGCCUAGGCAAGUUUAAGGGCACCGUGUAUUUUUUUAAAAAAUUACCAUGUACUAUAUGUUAUGUGUUUGAUUAUACCUGAAGAACAUACAGCAUACAAGUGUUUAUGUGAAAAGUUAUUUCUCUUGGCUCCUUUUAGAGAACUAGCCUAUUGGAAAGAAGGUAGCAUUCUGCUUAAUCUUAGUUUGUUAUCAUCCAUUAUCAUUAUGAUUGUUCUAACAUGGCCAGUUUGUUUACGGAGUUGAGAUAAGUUUCAUUCAUUUAGUGCAUCAUUUGGACCUACUGUUUAUUUAUUCCUGUGAUGUAGAACAGUAGUUCCCCCAACUUUCCCUCCCAUGGACCACUUGGAAAUUUAUAAGGGUCUUGGCAGACCACUUAAUGGGUUUGUUUGUUUUUUAUCUGCCUGUUGUAGCGAUCGUAAUGCUUUGUGCUAGAUGCGGUAUGAUUCUUAAUUUUGUUGCUUCUCUUAAUAUGUUUAUUGUAUUACAAUUUUUAAAUUAUGUAAAUUGUAAUACAAUAAGCAUAUUAGAGAAGCAGUAAAAUUUAAAUUGUAAGUGUUCUUUACAGAAACUGCUGGGACCGCCUGAAUAAGCUGGCGGGCCAUGGGUCACUUUUGGGGAAACAUUGACAUAGAAUAUUUACAGAAUCCAUUCCAUUGUGAAACAGCAGGCUGAAUCUGAUGCUACAAGGCACAAACUAGAUUAAUGGAGUGCACUUUCAGUUCCCUAGGGAUACCUUUCCUAUAUAAAAUGUGGAAAACAGUGUUGAGCUAUAAUAUUCUUUAGAAAACUGAGUUUUAUUGAUUCCGUCUUGUAACUUCUCCCCUCAGCGCUGUUUGGUAAGGAAUCCCAAGCAAAGAAUAUCUGUCUCUGAAUUGCUGGUUCAUCCUUAUGUACAUAUUCAAACCAAUUCACAAACAGGUAACUUUAUCUGUUACUGAAUUUCACUUUAUUUCACCAGAGUUUUAUAUAAAGGUGUUCAUUCUCUUGUCUAAUACUCUGACAGAGUAAACAAUAUACCUGCUAACCUAAGUAUAUCACCAAGUGCUCUGGUAUCUGAAUUUUCAUACAGCUUAGCUGGACAUUUUAAGCAUAACCAGAUUUUAACAUUUUUCUAGGGGAUUCAAUCACAAAAGGGACAACAGAGGAAAUAAAGCGCAUCCUUGGUCAUCUUGUUGGCCUGAACUCUCCUAACUCCAUUUCUAGAGCUACUAGAGUAAGUAAAUGAAUUUCUGGCAGUGGUAUUGUUACUAAGAACGUGAUAUUUAUAAUACUUAAAGCAGAAAGAGAAUGUAGAACUGAUACAGUUCCUAUUUUUAUUUAUUUAUACCAAAUAAAGAAGAUACAAAGAUACAAAACAAGACACAUAAAAUGUCCACUUGGGACAGGAAGGCGUGUGUGACAAAAGUGUAGUGAGGAAUGUCGUGUGAGAUGGACAGGAGAGGGUGCAAAAAUAGUGGAUUUGAGAAGCAGCGGAUCUUAAUAGGCAGUGGUAAAUGGUUUGGUGUAUAAAGAUGGGAAAGGCUUUCACCCUAACAGGGAGUGACAUGGUAUAAAACGGCAAAGAAUAUAAGCUCGUAAUCUUCAAAGCAAUGUGUUAUGGCAAGUAAACAAAUCCUACCAGCCGCACUUCAUAAUAGUAAUAUAAGGGAAAUGCUCUCACUUAAAAGAAAGAUUUGGCUGGCAUGCAGGAGGCAUUCAUAAACGAGAGCGGUAGCUCCUCCUACCCACCUGCUGAAGCUCAAUCUGUCACUCAUUCAUAGGAAUUAUUGGGUGGUUUCUAGUGCUAGGCCUACUCAGAGUAGACCCAUUAAAAUUAAUUAUUUGACUAUCGUAGGUCCAUUAAUUUCAUUGGGUCUAGUCUAAAAAGAAGCUAGUUGAGUAUAACCUAUUGUAUUUAAACUACAUGACGUUUCCAGCAGAAGCUUCCCUCAAGGCAUUUUAUUUAAAUGAUUACUCAUCUUGUGAUGAAAACUGAGGGACACAGUGAAUUAAGGGAUUAAGUUAACCACAGUCAAGGAAAAAUCCCUGUGGGAUAACUGUGGAAUCAGCUUUUCUUCAUUUUAUCCUUCAUUUUAUCCCAUUUUGGGGGUGGGCACUACUUGCAGCAAAUCAGGAUUAUGACUAUAGAUAGGUAUCCUACUUGUCUCUAUAAACAAGGCUACAUUGUGAUGGCUUGAGUAAAACCUUCUUAAAUUUACAAACCCUGAAACUUGGAAAUGAUCUAUAGUGGUACCUUGGGUUACAUAUGCUUCAGGUUACAGACUCCGCUAACCCAGAAAUAGUUCCUUGGGUUAAGAACUUUGCUUUAGGAUGAGAACAGCAGCAGGAGGCCCCAUUAGCUAAAGUGGUGCUUCAGGUUAAGAGCAGUUUCAGGUUAAGAAUGGACCUCCGGAACGAAUUAAGUAUGUAACCAGAGGUACCACUGUAGUUGGAAUUCUCUAGGCAUGUCUGCAUUUUAAUAAUAAUAAAAAAAUAAAAAAUAAAAAAAAUCUCAUUCAGUCACGUUGAGGUUAACUUUAACUGUUAAAUGAGGCAAAAAUGUGUAUUGGGCAAAACGACUGUACUCUGCACUCUUCUAUCACAGUGAAAAAUCAGUGGUACUUUUUUUUUUUUUUUUUUUGCUUCUGACCAUGCUUUGCAGUGCUUCUUGACAACAUUUGCAUAUUCUAGCAAUACUUUUUUAGGUGCAAUAAAAGCUGGCAUGAGCAUUCUUUUUAAGCCAAAUAGACUUGAAUUCCAAGAUUAGGUUUUGACAAAAGUGUGCAAGUGAAUAAUCUACAGUUUUAUAAUUUUUCAUUCAGAUGUAGACGAGUCAAAGGGUGCCCGGAGUAGGCAAACAUGUGGAGCACUGGGGGAAGGAAGGGUUAGAUUCUGUGCACAGAACUCCGUUGCUGGCUCACUUCCCAGAAUCAGUAUGACACUGGCUAGUGUGAGCAUUGAACCCCUGCUUAUGGAGAGGAUUUUUCACUGGAUUCUACAUGGAAAUGGCAUAUUGACAAGAGGUUGUUUAUCACAAAAGGAUCCCUUUCCCAGGGAGCUUGCAGUCUAAAUUUCAUCAGUGACUGGGAGAGAGUGGAAGGAAUUGGGGCUAGAUUUUUUGUGGGCAGGGGGAGACAGAGUGAGUGUCGGGAUCUCCGCUCGGCCAAGCUGAUAAAGCCUCAUCUUCUUCCCCCGAGUCCUUUGGAAUUGCCUCCCGACGUGUUUAACGACCUGAGCCUUUGAUGAGGCCUCAGGCAUAUCCUUCAGCAGAGUUUCCAAAGCAGCAGAAGUGUUGAGAUUUAUGGCUACAUGCUAUGCUUUAUUUCUAAGCUACGCAGACAGAAAAUACAUCCUCUCUCUACGAAAGCAGAGAGCAACCGAACAAAGGAACAAAGGAAACAGGAAACCACUAACGUCACAUCUCGUCUCCUUUCCUGUGAGACUUCCAACAGCCUGGAAGGUCUCUGGAAUGUAAACAGAGUCCUGUGACUCCAAGCAGCUGCGCAGUGAUAAGAACAGAAACUAACAGUGAGAUGGGGGGGUGCGUUAUGUGAGAAUUCAGAUAACUAUGCUUUCAACUGGGGGUGUGGGGAAAAGGGUUAAGUCAAAUGCUCCAUGCAAAAUAUGAGCUGUAAAAGGGGGUUUGAAAGAAAACAUCAUAGCAUCUGAUGAUCUGAUUUGCUUCUUCUUUUUAAAUGUUUCAGGCUUUAUACGAGCAGUGCAGCAACGGUGAAGGUUUAGAUGUGUCUGCUUUUGCAAACUGUGACAAGAAAACACGGAGCACAAAGUGAUACAUAAAGUUUAGCUUUAAAAAGUGUUAAUGAAGACAUGAUAAGACUAUUCUAGGCAAUAGUUGGUCUGUUUAAACCGAACUGCCUUGCCUCUGAUAAUUGUUUUAUGGUCUAAAUGUUCUUUGUCAUUUGUUUAUCCAGUAUUUGUAUGUUGGUCUUAUGGGACAGUCGGCCUUGCUAUAUAACUUUGACUGAUUGGUUCAGCGUGUGGAUAUUUGAGCACAAAACACAGCUGAGGCCUUAAAAGUUGAAAAUGUGGAAGAUAUUUUGUUGCAUUUCUUUAAAUCAUGCAAAAAAAGACGACGACUGGGUUAGAACAAACUUUAUUUGCAAGCCUCUAGUAUUUGCCAGUAUUUUUCUUGAAAUAUUGACUUCUUUCAUUUUGUUUACUGGUGAUGUGGGACACUAUGUAAUUUAGCUACUCUUAUGCUCUGCUUCUUGUUUUAUGCUGUUACAUACUGACAUGGACAUGUUUUGAUUUAUAAACGACACCAGACAUUGUAAUAAAUAAAAAAUGAACUCUGUAAAUAAUAAUAAUAAAAAGAUUUAUACUGUU